AUGGGACCGGCUCUGAGCUGCGAGCACCGUACCCCCGAAGGGGCAGGUGCGCAGAAGUCACGAGAAGGGGGUAUCCGUGCGGACGAACAACCCCGGAAAGAGGCGAUGGCUGGCGGGACUGGGGAGAGCGCUGCCCGCACUCCCGCCCUUGGCCGCCGCCGCAGCCUGCAGCCCGCGGUCCGCGCCACCUUUCCCGCGGCGGACCGCGGCACGCGGGCAGAGCGGCGGGGAAGGGCGGGAGCGCGGGCGCACCGGCGGGCCGCAGCCUCCAACGGCUCGGCUCGCUCUUGCAGCCGCAGCCGCCACGGCCAAGGCGACUUCCUGGGCAGCCGAAGUGACGGCUCAUCCAGGAUGUCUGGAAUCAUCGGAAGCUCAGAGCCAGGCCACCACCCCUCUCCACAGGACUACAGGCUCCUGGCUCCCACCAACCAUGAAGACCUCCCCGGGGACCUGCAGUCGCUGUCAUGGCUCACAGCUGUGGACGUGCCGCGGCUACAGCAGAUGACGAGCAAUCGCAUGGAAAUGGGCGGCCCUGGGGUGCCACAUCCACACGCGGGUGCCCUGGCCGGAUCAGCUGACCUGCAUGUGGGGGCCAGCCCAAGUCCUCUGCUCCACGGUCCAGCUGGCAUGGCUCCCCAAGGCUUGCUGGGCCUGGGCCCUGUAGCCAGCCAUGGAGUCAGAAUAAGCCAGCUCCCUGCAGGUGGCCAGCCCUCAUCCAACCUACAAGAUGCGCCCCAGCUAUAUCCAGCAGCCACCCAGCCACCAUUCCCGCUUCUGCCCCCAUCAGGGGCCCAGCAGUGCCCUCCUGGGGACCUCUAUGGCUCCCCAUUCGGGGUGCGGCCUCCCUACCCCCAACCCCACAUGGCUGUGCUGCCAGCUCAGGAACUGCGCCCUAAGCACUACCCCAAACCCAUCUACUCAUACAGCUGUCUCAUCGCCAUGGCCCUAAAGAACAGCAAGACAGGCAGCCUGCCUGUGAGCGAGAUCUAUAGCUUCAUGAAGGAGCACUUCCCCUAUUUCAAGACAGCUCCCGAUGGCUGGAAGAACUCGGUGCGGCACAACCUGUCCCUGAACAAGUGCUUCGAGAAGGUGGAGAACAAGACGGGUGGCUCGUCGCGCAAGGGCUGCCUGUGGGCCCUGAACCUGGCACGCAUCGACAAGAUGGAGGAGGAGAUGCACAAGUGUAAGAGGAAGGACCUUGCCGCCAUCCACCGCAGCAUGGCCAACCCGGAGGAGCUGGACAAGCUGAUCUCAGACCGACCGGAAAGCUGCAGGCGCCCCGGCAAACCUGGCGAGCCCCAGGUCCCCUUGCUGCUGCGCCCCACCUCAGUGACAGUGACCACAGCGGCCCCUGGAUGCCUGGCCGUCUCCCAGCUCCCUCCUCAGCCACUGAGGACCCUGUCCAUGCAAUCGGCCCCCCUGAACCACCAGCUGCAGCCCCGAGGCCAUCUCACCCCAGACUCUCCAGCACCAGCCCAGACCCCACCCCUGCAUGCCAUGCCGGACCUGAGCCCUGGGCCCCUCCCUCACCCCGCCGUGGGAAGGGCCCCCGUGGACUUCGGCAGCAUUGGAGCAGACAUGAGCACCGAGGUGGAUGCCCUGGACCCCAGCAUCGUGGACUUCGCUCUGCAGGGCAACCUGUGGGAGGAGAUGGAAGAAGAUGGCUUCAGCUUGGAUACCUUGGGGGCCUUCGGAGACUCCCCACUUGGCUGUGACCCAGGGGCCCCGGGCCUGACCCCUGUCUCUGGGGGCAAUGACAAAGCCUUCCCAGACGUGAGGGUGACAGGUCUGUACGCCACCACCUACUCGGGCCCAGAUGGUGUGGCUGUGUCAGGCGCCGCCUCUUCUGCUCAGUACCUGGGAGCUCCAGGGAAUAAGCCCAUUGCCCUGCUGUAAACCGCUGGCUCCACCUGCUGGACGACUAGUCACAGCUAG
Messenger RNA from Ochotona princeps (American pika), 1935 nucleotides. It is a transcript of the gene FOXN4, whose product is annotated as forkhead box N4. The record is from RefSeq and is a predicted model, not a curated record. Gene Ontology annotation, biological process: regulation of transcription by RNA polymerase II. Gene Ontology annotation, molecular function: DNA-binding transcription factor activity, RNA polymerase II-specific; transcription cis-regulatory region binding. The transcript has 11 exons. NCBI's taxonomy places the organism in Eukaryota, Metazoa, Chordata, Mammalia, Lagomorpha, Ochotonidae. The coding region runs from base 1 to 1896 and encodes 631 amino acids.